AAGAGAUAGUCAGUUCUUCAGAAGAAUAUACAUUUUGUCUCUCCUCUCCAACUCUGAAGUAUGCAAGCGAUAAACGCUGUUACAGUAAAGGCAAAGUUUCCCAUCAAAAGCUACAGUGUGGAGCAUGGCUACCCGGCUCGACGCCGCUCACUUGUGGAUGACGCCAAGUUCGAGACGCUGAAGAACAAGGAAGCCAAGCAGACCUGGCUUCAAGAACAACGCAGUGUUUCACAAGAUGAGGAUCUCUCAGAGGAAGAGGUAUUUUUAGUAACUGAAUGCCCUGAUGAAGAAGCUAAUGUACCUAAACAGACCAACAUUGUUCUGACACUCAAGACCGGAAUCACCGUUCUUCCACGAAUUCUGAAAAUCAUAGAGAGUAGCCAUGGAAAUGUAUUCCACCUGGAGACGAGACGAGCGUAUAACAACGUCUCCACCCUUGAUGUCCUGGUACGACUGGAUAUUUCUAGAAACGGUCUUCUUCAUGUGAUGAGGUCAUUUCGUCAGGGUAACUUGGCGGACGUUACAAUUCUUCGGGAGAAAGCUGUCAGUAUCAAAGAUCCCUGGUUUCCUCAUCACAUCAGUGACUUGGACUACUGUACUCAUGUCAUGACUAAGUAUGAGCCAGAAUUGGAUAAUGAUCAUCCGGGGUUCUCAGAUAAAGUUUAUCGUGCUCGAAGGAAGGAAAUCGCCGAAAUUGCUUUCAACUAUAAAUAUGGACAAGUCAUACCUCGAGUACAGUAUACAGAAGAAGAGAUUCAAACGUGGAGAGCCGUGUACCAGCAGAUCAGUCACUUGUACCCUACCCUUGCCUGUGAACAGCACAUCAGAGUAUUCCGUUUGUUGGAAAAAGAGUGUGGCUACGGACCUAACAACAUCCCGCAGUUGGAAGACGUCUCAAAAUUUCUGAAAAGAAGGUCGGGUUUUACUGUGCGACCAGCAGCUGGUCUUUUGACUGCACGUGACUUUUUGGCAAGUUUAGCAUUCCGAGUGUUCCAAGCGACUCAGUAUGUAAGACACAGUUCUUCUCCCAACCAUUCACCUGAACCUGAUUGUAUCCACGAGUUGCUGGGACACAUCCCUAUGCUUGCUGAUCCCAGUUUUGCGCAGUUUUCCCAAGAGAUUGGGCUUGCUUCUUUGGGCGCUUCUGAUACGGACAUAGAGAAGUUCGCCACGCUUUACUGGUUUACUGUGGAGUUCGGACUGUGCAAGCAGAACGGUGAGAUACGUGCGUACGGAGCAGGUCUUCUUUCUUCUUAUGGAGAACUGAAGCACGCUCUCUCAGGAAAACCACAGCUUUUGCCGUUUCAGCCUGAAGAAACAGCAAUCCAACCUUACCAAGACCAAGAUUAUCAAGACACUUACUAUGUGGCCGAAAGUUUUGAAGAUGCUAAAGAAAAGUUUAGGCAAUAUGUAGCUGCUCGUCUACCUCGAGCUUUUGAAGUCUGGUACAAUUCUUUUAGCCAAUCAGUGCACAUCCUGGACUCUGUUGACAAGUUUGAAGAACUAGCAUCCUCCCUCAAGGCUGAUGUCACUCGGCUAAACAACGCCGUCAAUAAGCUUAAAGCACAGUAGCCAUAUAUGUCAGAAGACUCUCGGGAUCUUGUAAUUUUGGAUAUUGAUAACGUUUGUAGGGAUGUUGUGAACCUGGGUAAAAAACAAUCUUUGAGUACUUGUUAUCUUUUGACAUUGUCAGGACAGGACCUGGUAAAAACUAAGCUAACCAAAGAUUACCCCAAAAGAAAUAAUAUAUAUAUAUACAUUUUUCAUGCAUGAUAGGUAUUACAGCGAAACUAUUUCAUGAAAAUCAAACCAAAAAACUAUUGGGUAAAAUCUGAUUCAUUAUAAGUCUAUUCCUCAACUGAAAAAGAGUAGAAUUGUAGACGUCUUCAUUUAUGUAUUGAAUAUUUUUCAUACUAUGAGACUGAAAUUGAGACUUUAAAGUUUAUACGCUAACAUGACAUUAGAAUAUUGUUUUCUUUUAAUAUUUGUUUAAAUUCUCAAUCAAAAUUCACCGUCUUAAGAAAGUCUGGAAAUUUAAGUUAUUCAGUUUUCGUUCUCUUAUAUUGAUUCUUGUUCAGCUUUUACCCGGUCCUGUAAAACCGGCCUUGCUGUCUGACUAUCAAUCUAUUUGUGUAUCUAUUUACAAGUAUAUGCGUAUCUAUCUGUACCUCGCCAUCUGUUUAUCUCUCUACGUAUUUGUGCUUUGUAACAACGUAUAUAUUCAGUGAUAUAAAAUCUGUAUUCUUGCUAUUGUUCAAAUUAAAACUGGUUGCUAAUAUUUUGCGAUCACAAGUUAAAAGUCUGAUAUUAAAUUUCAAAAAGAUUGUUGUAUACAUUAUCAAAUGUCGUUAUCUCUAAACCUAUGCUAACAAUGUCGAAAAACAGUUCAAUAAUACUAACUGUGAAUUCAAUUUGGUGUUUUUUUUCCUAAUCCCUCGAGGAAAUGAAUCUAUUGUUAUAAACGAAAUUUAUUGUUGUACAGAGCUGUGUUGAAGUAUAUUAAAUAUAUGAUGUUUGGCAAAGCAAAAAAUAUAAUGUCUUU
Limulus polyphemus (Atlantic horseshoe crab) is the source of this 2542-nucleotide messenger RNA. It is a transcript of the gene ple, whose product is annotated as tyrosine 3-monooxygenase-like. The record is from RefSeq and is a predicted model, not a curated record. Gene Ontology annotation, biological process: dopamine biosynthetic process from tyrosine. NCBI's taxonomy places the organism in Eukaryota, Metazoa, Arthropoda, Merostomata, Xiphosura, Limulidae. Gene Ontology annotation, cellular component: cytoplasm; axon; perikaryon. The transcript is spliced from 13 exons. The coding region runs from base 61 to 1572 and encodes 503 amino acids. Gene Ontology annotation, molecular function: tyrosine 3-monooxygenase activity; iron ion binding.